AUGACUGAUCUAAUUAAGGGACUUCUCUCUCAGAUGAGUAGCAAAUUCAAUGAGCAAACAAACUCUGAAUUGGUAAAAAACUUGGACUAUCAAGAGGACAAGACACUUAAGUGGAAAACAUUGAUUAACAAUACAUACGCGAAAAAAGAGAAGAGAAAUAAAAAUAGAAAAAGUAAAGAUGGUGAAGAUUCAGCCGACGAUAAAACUUCAGUUCAACAGCAGUUACCAUUGUCGUCGGAAAGUUCUUUAAGUGAUUUAAGUUCGCCAGCUGGUGCUGGUUUGUUAAGUGAUAUCAAAACUGGUGAAGAUAAAGUUAUGGAUCAUCCAGAAAGCUCAAAAUCUCAGCUAAUAAUAGAUGAGAAGUUUGGUAAUAAUGUUAAAGAGAAAAAAAUCGUAAUUGACGAUGAUUUACAUACACCCGAACAAAAAAGUGCUGCAGCAACCAGCACACAUACAAGCGCAUGUAAAGAGAGCGACGAUGAAAAAAAUAUUUCAACUAAUUUACCUCAAUUGAAUACAAACAGUCAAGCAAUUGAAAGCACCAAAGUAACAACCACAAAAUCAUCAACAGCAACUGAUAAGAAGAAUGAUGAUAAUGUAAUAAGCAGUAAGAAUGAAGUCGCAUGUGUUAGUGUUGCUCUUGGUGAUGAUGAUAAGAGAACGGCCGGCUCAAGCCGAAAAACAAAUUCCAUCAGCAAUUUGAGCAAAGUUAUUGAUAAAACAACAUCACCACGAAAUUUAAGAAGUAACAGAAACGUUACACAAACGUCGACAACACUAACACAUAAGUCGACUUCGAGCAGUGCCAGCACUAUGUCGGAUGAUAAAAAUAAAAAUGAUGAAACAACAAUUAAGAGCGAUUUGGAUGAGAAUGAAGUUACAAAUGAAGAUUCUUCUCAAUCUUCAGCUAUAAGAAAAGGUCGUGGACGACCAAAACUUGAAAAUAAAAUUGUAAGUAAUGAUUUAAUUGAGAGUGAAGUUGAAGGAAUUGUAAAACGUGGUCGAAGAACACGAUCAACUCUUGAAACAGUUGAUGAUAAAAAAAUAGAUCCAUCAAUAGUUGUGGAUGAAUUUGAAGUGAAGAAAGAAACAGAAAAUGAAGAAACACCCAAACGUCGUGGACGUUCUCGUAAGUUAGCCGAAGAAAAAGAUUCUGAAUUGCAUGAUGAUGACAAAUCUCAAGAUCAAAGUGACUCACCAAAACGAAAGCGUGGACGAUUUAAUAAAAAACCAAAUGAAACAGAAACUGUCGAAGAUAACAAAAGUGAAACUUCAAAAUCGAUUGAAAAUAGUGACGAUGUAAAGCCGCGCUUACUCAUGACGAUACGGACUGAUAAAUCUGCAGUACCGAAAAUUAUUACAGCGCAGCCAAGUACGAAUGCAACGAAUGCAGACGAACAGGAGAAAAUUAUAAAGAAGCGCGGUCGUCGACCUAAAGCAACUUUAAUAACAAAACCAAUACAAGUAAAGAAAUCGCUUCGAUCUGUAAAAGAUGGUUCUGAAGCAGGAAAUUCAGAGAUUAUUAUACGUAAAGAAAAGCCCGAUCCGGUGAUCUUGGCACCACCAAUUGGACGAAUACGAUCACAACGUCGAAUUAAACCAACAGCAAAAAUUUUGGCAAAUGAAGAACUUCGUCAAGGUUUUGAAGUUACAAAUUGUAAACGUUUAAGUUUAAGCAAUGAAAAUUUAAUGGAAAAUUUCGAUCGAAGUCCAACAAUGAGAAGCAGUGGAAAUGAAACGUCAAGCAAUAAAUCGCCGAUCACAUCGUCACCAGAAAAAUCUCCAAAAGCCUUCAUUGAUUCCAACCAGGAUGCUGAUACAAAUGUAAUACUCAACGCAACUGUUAAGAAAACCUGUCGUGAUCCUCAAGAGUUCAUUAAUGAAAUAAAAAGCUUUAAAAUUGGUGUCAGUCGAUCAUCAGAUGAUAAAAAGUUGACGAAAAGUCAACAACGUCGACUAACAAAAGCUAAAGAGAAGCAUUUAGGAUUAUUAGGUUUACGACCGAAAGUCGAUCAUUCAGAAACUUCCGAAGAAGAAGAAUCGUCAACAUCUGAAGAUUUCGUACCCACGAAAAUGAAUAAAAGCAAUUCAAAUCGUCCAGCAAUCACUUUAAGAUUAAGAAAUCAACGAGCUGCUGAAGCUGCAUACAGAAGAACUUUAAAUAUUCGUAAGAAGGAAAAUGCUGAGAAGCGACUCAAGAUGAAUGCUGAUCAACCACAACAAAUGGAAAUUGAAAUGAGCGACGAAGAUGAUUGUAUUGUCGUUGAAAGUAGCAAAAUAAUGACGACGCGCAAUGAGAAUAAUGUCUACGGUGUAAAUAAAGAGAACAAAAACGUCAAUCUCAUCUGUUCAUGUCAUCAAAGCACUAAAUAUUGGAUCAGUUACAUGCAAAGUCAACCAUUUGCUGUCAAUGGUAAAAUGUUUUGUUGUGCAAUUGAUGAGAUUGAAAGUCGUAAGAUUGGCUGUACAAAUGAAUUAGUUGAUUCGCUUAUCAAUUUAUACAGGCCAAGUGUGAAGGUCAGUUACAUGGCUCUUUGCAGCAGUCAUAAAAAGCGUCUUGUCUCGCAUAAUUGUUGUUCUGGAUGUGGAAUUUUUUGCACGCAAGGGACAUUUGUAAUAUGCAACAAUAAACACUUUUUUCAUCGCAAUUGCGCUACAAAAUACAUUUUAAAUACGCCAUAUGAACCCAACAAUCCCAACUACACGGGACCAACACUUUUACUGAAAUGUCCACAUUGUGGAAUUGACGCUCCCGAUUAUGAUUAUCGCGUGACUAUGAGAUGUGAGAAUUUACCUGUUUUUGUACAGCAUCGGAGUUCAACCGUACCGAAACCUGCAAAGAUGGGAAAUAUGCUAAGAAAUCCAACACAACAAAAAAAUCAUACACAAUUCAAUAGUUUGUCAUUAAAUGUUGAUAAAUUAAUUCCAGAAAGUGUUGGACACAUUUUGAAAGCAGCAAAUGAUCGACUGAAGUCACAAUCAUCAUCCAGCAAUGACUUGUCAAAGAUGUUCGCACCCAAAGAUGUUUUUAAUGCAAUGAAUCGAAAGGAUGGCGACGAUCGUAUCGCUGAAAUUGUUGCAUCGGGAUUUAAUUUCUUGACACCUUUGAGAGACUUUCAUAAUGGCACGUGCUUGCAUUUGAUAUCAAAUUUUGGGUCAUUGACCAUGGCAUAUUUGAUAUUAAGUCGCGCACAUUCACAUGACUUUGUGAAUCUUAUGGAUAAGGAAAUGCGAACGCCGAUCAUGUAUUCAGUGGCAGGGAAGAAAAACGACAUUCUUAAGCUUUUAUGUCAAUGUGGCGCUGAUGUAACAAUCAAAGGACCUGACGGUAUGACAGUUCUUCAUUUAGCUGCUAAAAGUGGAAAUUUACCAGCAACUCAAAUCAUCGUUGAAAAUUAUCGACAAAUUGCAACAAUUUCAAAGCUGCAGAGAUUUAUCAACACAACUGACGAUGGAAAUUGGACUUCUUUGGUGUGGGCAGCUGAGAACGGUCAUGGGGAGAUUGUCAAUUAUUUAAUUAGUCUUGGUGCCGAUCCAAAUAUUUGUGAUUCGGAAAACAACACAGUUCUUCAUUGGGCAUGUCUUGCUGGGAAGUUGGAGUCGAUUUAUCCACUCGUUGCGAACACAGAUCUUAACAUUCAAAAUAUUCAUGGCGAUACGGCACUUCACAUUGCAGCACGACAAUCUAAAUUGAAGAUUUGUAUGCUUCUAAUGGCUCAUGGUGCAAGUUUAAGUGUUAAAAAUAUGGCGAAUGAGACGCCUUUGGAUGUGAGCGAUGAGAAGAGUGAUUGCGGGAAAUUAUUGAAGUUUAACAUGGAAUUGAGAAAGCAUGGAAUUGGUGGAUGGAAAUCAAACAUUGGAGACAAAUUAGUUUUAUCAAAUGACAUUUCGAAUGGUCGUGAGAUUUAUCCGAUACAAAUCAUAAAGAAUCUUCAAAUCCAACAUAAUGAAGAAAUUAUUUUACCAGACUUCAAAUACAUCACGAAAAAUAUUCUGCUUCAAAAUUCAAUCCAAAUUGAUCAGCGAAUUUCACAAAUGAGAGUUUGUUCGUGUAGUGAUAAUUGCAUCUCAGACAAUUGUCAAUGUGCUCAAAUCUCUCUUCAAAAUUGGUACAACAUUGAUGGACGUUUAAUUGCAAACUUUAAUUAUGCCGAUCCGCCAAUGCUUUUCGAGUGCAAUGAUGUUUGUCAAUGUAAUCGUUUAUUGUGCAAGAAUCGUGUCGUACAAAAUGGAAUUAAACUUCCACUUGUUGUUUUCGAAUGCGAUGAUAAAACAAAAGGUUUUGGUGUGAAGUGUUUGACCAAGAUAAGGAAAGGAUCGUUUGUAGCACAAUACACGGGAGAGAUUUUGACUGAUCAAGAAGCUGAUCGUAGAACUGAUGACAGUUACUUCUUCGAUUUAGGAGCUUCUGAUCACUGCAUUGAUGCCAACUUUUAUGGAAACAUCAGUCGCUUCUUCAACCAUUCAUGUUCAUCAAACAUCGUUCCAGUUCGUGUUUAUUUCGAACAUCAAGAUUUGAGAUUCCCUAAGAUUGCUUUCUUUGCAUCACGAGAUAUUGACAUCGGCGAGGAAAUUGCCUUCGAUUACGGCGAGAAGUUCUGGAUGAUCAAAUACAAAUAUUUCAAGUGUUUGUGUAAAUCGGAUAAAUGUCGUUACUCGAUUGAUACAAUUGAUCGAACUGUUGCUGAAUAUAAUCAGCGCAGUGCCAUGACUCAGUGAUCAAACUAAAAAGUUCUCAAACAGAGAUCAUUGAUUAAAAAAAAAUUAUUUAAGAAUUAUCAUAAAUUUCAUUAUUCGCUAGUCGUAAAUUUUUCCAGCAUUUUCUUUUUCUUUCUUGUUGGAUUUUCAUUGAAUAAAUCCAAUCGUCUUGCCUUCUAGCUGAUCGUCACUUUCCACACUUUUCACAUCACACGAGUCACCAGUUUGCAAGAGAAGUUUUGAUUAAAGUUUGAAGUUUUUCACAUAAUUUUUCACUUUUCACAAUAAACAAAUUUUACAUAUCUCUUGAUGGGAAAAGAUUUGAGUGUAAUUUUCGGAAAUUUUCAUAUAGAUAUUUGAAAGUCUUCAAAUUUUAUCUUUCUU
Clunio marinus is the source of this 5082-nucleotide messenger RNA. Lineage: Eukaryota; Metazoa; Arthropoda; Insecta; Diptera; Chironomidae. The record is from the annotation of a GenBank genome assembly.